ACUUAGAUUUGCCGAAAAAGUAGCUAGAUUACCAUCACUGUCGGCAGCGUUGGCUUCGUUUUGUCGAUAACUACUUUUACGAAGAUUUUAGUACUAUUUGUAAAUAUAUAAAGUCGUCUGCAUAAAAAUUGCUUAAAUUAGGUAAAGUUUUGAUAUUGGUGUAAUAUUAUGAAUAAAUUGAGUUUUCAUGAAGAUCCCCAUGAUCCAGAAUGGAAAGUAACAAAAUUGAAAACUGAGCCAGGAACCGUUAAAGAUCAUCACAACACGUCUUCUAGUAAGGUGAAGUAUUCUCAAAAGUUUUGUGAAAAAUGGCUGAGUAUAUUUUCGCCGUGGCUGUCGCCUUGUGAAGACGAUCCAAAUAAACCAUUUUGUCGAGCUUGUCAAUGUCGACUGGACUGUAAUAGAUGUCAUUUGCAAAGGCAUGAAAGGACGAGUAAACAUGCUCGUAAUCUUGAGAUUCUAUUGAAUAAGGGCGAGGGGGCUGCUCGUCAGAAUCUUAGCAUACGUCAAGAGCGCAGUAAGUAUUAUCAACAGCGCAAAAAAAUCAGCUCGUCGGUUGGCUCACAGGAGGAUUCUGAAAUGGGAAUGGAGGACUACAUUGAUGAAGCAGACCAGGGAACAGAAUACGGAUAUGAGCAAGCGGACACUAAUUCAGAAGAACAGUACAUACAUGAAGAAACUAUUUGUAAGCAAGAACCAAUCACUGUAGAUGAAAUGAAUCAGCAGAUGAUUGUGGCACGGUCGACAUCAAAAAAUAAUGUUGGGCGUCCACGUAAAAUAGCCAAAAUUAUGGAAAACACCAGUGUCCAUGGUCCAGAUGAAGUUGCAGACAGAAAGGAUCCUAUGAAACGAUUGAUGCAAAUUCAAAGGGACAAGAGUGAAUUAAUGGAUUCAUUCAAAGAACUAAUGAGUAGUUCAGCGCCACACCUCUCACCGCCCAGGGAAAAAAAUCAUGUUGACUUGUUUUUUGAAAGCGUCAGCUCAAGCGUAAAAGCCCUUUCGCCUAAAUUGAUUGCUGAAUCGAAGAUGAGAGUAUCUCAGUUAAUAUGUGAAUUGGAGCUACGAGCUCUAACGGAGAGUGAGCAGGCUAAUAAUGCUCAAAAUUCCAGUUCUAGCGUUGUCGUUUCGCAGGAGAGUAGUGGAGGAACUUAUAUAAUAAAUCAACAAGUCUCACAUGUCGGUGCAAAUCAUCAACAGUCGGAUACAAACCGACAAGUUGAUGAGGUUCAAGAUUAUGAAGCCUUAAGUUAAAUGAUUUUUCGUCGUUUUUAUUUAAGUAUAUAGUUUAAUUCUGAAACUAUCUUAACAAUAAAUUGUUUCGUAUUUUACAUACAUACGAGGAUACACGAUUACAUUA
This is a messenger RNA of Calliphora vicina (urban bluebottle blowfly), 1357 nucleotides long. Its product is annotated as protein suppressor of variegation 3-7-like. The transcript has 3 exons. The record is from RefSeq and is a predicted model, not a curated record. Bases 169 to 1251 code for a protein of 360 amino acids. NCBI's taxonomy places the organism in Eukaryota, Metazoa, Arthropoda, Insecta, Diptera, Calliphoridae. Gene Ontology annotation, molecular function: DNA binding.